Molecule: messenger RNA, 2352 nt
Organism: Ochotona princeps (American pika)
Lineage: Eukaryota; Metazoa; Chordata; Mammalia; Lagomorpha; Ochotonidae
Gene: MATCAP1
Product: microtubule associated tyrosine carboxypeptidase 1
Exons: 7
Coding region: 796-2214 (472 amino acids)
Source: RefSeq, a predicted model, not a curated record
CCCUCGCGUUUCUUCGAGCCUGGGGUCUGCAGAGCCGCUGCCUGGCGAAGGGGGCGGUUCCAGGCGCCCGCAGGCCACGCCCCCGUCUCCUGGCCCCACCUCCUCAGGGGUCUCGGGCGCGCGCCCGCUCGGAAGCUGACGCGAAUCCCUUCGCCUUAAGAGCGUGCGCGCCCCUGAGGGCGUGCGUCAUUUACGCCUCUGGCGCUGAGAAGCCCCGCUCCAUUGUCUUCUGGCCCCACCCUCCAUUGGGCACGCCCUCAGUUCUGUUCUCCGUCGCUUAUUGGCUGCGUUUCACCAACCUCCUCUAGCUCUCGGUUCUCAUUGGCGCUCCUGCCACGUUAUCUUCUCCCAGGAUUUCUCAUUGGCGCAGGGCACACCCUCUCAGUUAUCACCAGGCCCCGCCUUCAGUAGGCGCGGGCUCCUCCUCUGCCGUCCAGCCUUCAUUCAUUCUGCAUCUUGCACUGGAUGCUUGGGACAGGAGGUGAAUCGGACGCGCCCCUGCGCGAGUUAAGGGGAUGGUCGUGGUGUGGGGGACCUGGACCUAGGCUUCCACCGUGACGGCCUGGGGCAUCCCUAAAGCCGCAGAGGCACUAGGAUCCUCUAGACGCUGAGGGGGGGCUACACCAAGCCCUGAGGAAUGGUUCAGUGUUGGCUCCAGGCCGCCGAUGGCAGGGCCGAGCUUGGAGAAAGGACCUGAGAUGUGAAAGCAAAACAGUCUCAUUCUGGCCAUUGCAAAGAGACGCCGAUCCGGUGGGGAGCUGGAGCCACCCGGCUGCAUGUGACCACCAGGACAGAAUGGUGCUGGACUCAGGGGCUCAGGAGUAUGAGCAGGCCCCCACCAGCCCCCCAACGAGCCCCUCAUCUCCACAGCCUAGGUUGAAGCCCCCUGAGAGAGAUGGGCCAUCCCUGUACCCCUGGCCUCAGACCCUGGCCUUGCCCCUUGCCCUUGCCGUCCCCUCAGGACUCCAGCAGCCCCAGUCCAAGCGGCAGCCCUUCUCCAAACUGCACUUGAGUUCCCGGAGCCACAUGUGUCGUAGCGAAAGCACCCACUCUGUAAACAGUGCAGGCCGCCAUGGCCGCGGCUCCCAGGGCCAGGCCCCAACCCGACAGGGACGGGACUCCGGUUGGGGUACCCUGAGGCCUGCCGCUUCCUUGCCUCACAUUGCUAAGAUUCGAAGAGACAUGGGCAGCGGUGCCAGCAAGAGUCCUUGCAUGUUAGUGGCCCUACGACCCACCAACAUGGACCGUGAGCGGGACAAGUUCUUCCAGUCUCAUUACACCUAUAACCCACAGUUUGAGUAUCAGGAACCCAUGCCCACGGCUGUGCUAGAGAAAUACUGUGAAGCUUCAGGACAGUUCAUCCAUCAGGCAGUUGGCAUCAUCGAGGCUGUCCUGGAGAAGUUUGGCACCUAUGAGCACUUUGAGGCGGCCACAGGGGGUCAGCUGCUGACUAAGUGCCAGAUCUGGUCCAUUGUGCGCAAAUAUAUGCAGAAAGAGGGCUGCGUAGGGGAGGUUGUGGUACAGCUGAGCGAGGACCUGCUGUCCCAGGCAGUGAUGAUGGUGGAGAACAGUCGGCCCACAUUGGCCAUCAACCUGACUGGAGCCCGCCAGCACUGGCUGGAGGGCAUGCUGCGCCAUGAAAUAGGUACCCACUACCUGAGGGGCGUGAACAAUGCGCGGCAGCCGUGGCACAACGCCGAGGGCCGGCAGCGGUACAGGCUGCGGCCGGCCAACCCCACCGAGGAGGGCUUGGCCAGCCUGCACAGCGUGCUGUUCCGCAAGCAGCCCUUCCUGUGGCGCGCGGCGCUGCUCUACUACACCAUCCAUCGCGCUGCGCACAUGUCCUUCCGCCAGCUCUUCCAGGACCUGGCGCUCUACGUGCAGGACGCCGACGUGCGCUGGGAGUACUGCGUGCGCGCCAAACGCGGCCAGACCGACACCUCCAAGCCGGGCUGCUUCAGCAAGGACCAGGUGUACCUGGACGGUAUCGUGCGCAUCCUGCGGCACCGACAGACCAUCGACUUUCCACUGCUGACCUCGCUGGGCAAGGUGUCUUACGAGGAUGUGGACCACCUGCGGCCCCAUGGGGUGCUGGAUAACACCCGGGUGCCCCACUUCAUGCAGGACUUGGCGCGCUACCGGCAGCAGCUGGAGCACAUCAUGGCCACCAACCGGCUGGAUGAGGCUGAGCUGGGCCGCCUGCUGCCUGACUGAUGUGGGUGGACAGCUCUCACAGUACCAGGGUGUGGCCAUGGACAGAGGGCAACCCCCUAGUCUGGGCAGCUCCCAGAACAUGAAGCUGUUGGUCCUGUGUGUGCUUUUGCAGCCCGAGUGCUUCUUGGGGGCAUUGGU